AUGGAUCCGUUUUAUUUCGAUCUAGUAAUUUCUUCAUGUGAAUAUCUCACAUUUGAAUUGGAGAUAUAUUCAUUCAAGUUUUAAGUUAAUACAAUUAUUAGUGUAAUAAUUUAUAAUUUUUAUAAAUGUCUCAAAUUCGAAAAUAGACAGGUAAAAUUAAGUUAAGUAUUUGUAGAACUGUAUGUUUGGGGAAGUAAUAUUUUUAUUUAAUAUAAAAAGAUUGCUAAUUUGGCUAAUUAGGAUUAGGGGAUGAGUAUCUAAAAUAAAAUGUAAAUAAUCCAAAAUGUUGUUCAUAUAAAAUCAUUGUGGUCAAAAUUGCCUGCGGUUUUCAACAUUCAUGCCUAUUAGUAAAUAAUGGAAGCUUAUACACUAUGGGUUUGAAUGAACAAGGACAAUUAGGUCUCAACACGUAAUUGGAAUUUAAAUUUGAAUUUAGGCAACUCUCGUACAUCUCUACUCCUUAAUUAAUCGAACUUAAAGGACCAUUUAUAAGAGUCAAAGCAGCUGCUAAUUAUACUGUGGCUUAAAGAGACACAGGAGAACUUUACACAUGGGGAUAAAAUUAAGCAUUUAACAUCCAUACAAAUUAACCAUAGUUACUCAAAAUUAAGAAGAUCAAUUAGUUUUCAUGUGGAGAGCAUCACAUGGGAUUAAUAGAUUUUAAUUGUUAAUUAUAUAUGUGUGGCUCUAAUGAUUAUGGUUAAUUGGGUUUGAAUUGUUAUGAAAGCGUAAGAGAAAUUAAGAAUAUUAUAGUUUGUUCCUUAACAAGUGUUAAGUUUAGAGAAAUAUGAUAAAGUCAAAUGUGGUUUAACUCAUACAUUGGUUUUAAACAAUGGACAAGUCUAUUCCUUUGGAUCGAAUAAAACUGGUGAAUUAGGAAAUGGGAAAUAGUAGCAUUCGUAUAACUAAUUAAAACCUCUGAAAAUUUAAAAUGUAAAUAAGAUAUAUGCAUCUAAUUUCUCUGCAGCCAUCACUUCGAAGAAUGAAUUAUAUUUAUGGGGAGUAUUAUAAUUAAAAUAAAUUAGUCUGGAAUAUUUGGAGAAUUCCUUGUUCCUACCAAAAUUGAUUUUGCAAAUUCAAUAAAGAAAAUUAAACUUGGGAAUGGUUUUGGUUGUAUAUUAGAUGAUGAUGGAUAAAUCUAUUCUUGGGGAAAAAAUUCAUCAGGGGAAUUAGCUCAAAAAGAUUUCAUUCCUAGAACAGAUAUUUAACAUAUAAAGCAGCUUAAAAAUAAAUAAAUUAAGACCUUUGAUUGUGGUUCAAAUUUUGUUGUUUGCAUAAGCUAAAUCUAAGAGAUAUCCAUAAAUUAUGAUUAAAUUAUCAAAGAAAAUGAUCAACUCAAAUAAAAACUAUUAUAAAUGGAAACUAUUUUUAAAAACUAAAAAAUGAAAUCUUAGGCUGAUUUAUAAUAUACCAUGCAGCAAGAAUGUAAAAGCUUUGAUUUAGGAAUUAUUUAAGAUUAAUUGGAACAAAAAUAAAAAAUCAUCUAAGAAUAGGAAAAAAUAAUAUAAAGCCAAAAGGAUAGAAUAAUAUUCUUGGAAUCAGAACUUUAUUAUUAUUAAAAUAAAGAGAAUCUUAAUGAAAAUUCAGUCACCUAUCCGUUUAAAAAAGAUGUAAAAAAUUAAAACAAGCUAACUUAUGAUUUUUAUAAUUAAUGA
Molecule: messenger RNA, 1655 nt
Organism: Paramecium octaurelia
Lineage: Eukaryota; Ciliophora; Oligohymenophorea; Peniculida; Parameciidae
Source: the annotation of a GenBank genome assembly